AUGUCAAUGGACCUGUUUGAGGACACCGCUUGGACUGUCCUCAACGGACAUGUACCCGCAUAUUUUGGCGACUCAAAACUAGACGAUUCGCCUCGUAGAUAUGAUACAGAGGUCACCAAGCAGAAUCACUUACCUCAACUACACCUCUAUUCAACCUGCAAGUCAAACGUCAACAUGGCCGCACCUCCACAGAUCACGACAGACACCGCGGCCGGGGCUGCCGCGGCCGACUUCAUGGCUCUCAACAAGAAGUACACAGAGGAGAAAGAGAAGCGCCAGCGGUCUGACGGCAACGCGCAGUACAUUGAGAUGGAGACAGACGCGAAGUUCAGCAAGCUGGCCCAAGACCCAUGGGUCGAUCAUGAGAAGCUCAACGCCCAGACGCCGAGCCUCAAGGAUGGCGACGAGAUGAAGUUCAUCAUCCUCGGCGCCGGCUACGGAGGGCUGCUGUUCGCAAUUCGAUUCAUCCAAGCUGGUUUCAAGCCCGAGGAUAUUCGCCUGGUCGACGCCGCUGGUGGAUUUGGCGGCACGUGGUAUUGGAAUCGUUACCCGGGUCUAAUGUGUGACGUCGAAUCCUACACCUACAUGCCGCUCCUCGAGGAGACGGGCUAUGUUCCGAAGCACCGAUACUCGUAUGGCCACGAGUUGCGGGCUCAUGCGGACCGAAUGGCAGAGACAUGGGACUUGACAGAUAAGGGUGUGUUCCGCUCGCAGAUCAAGAGUUAUGAGUGGGACGAGGACGCUAAGCGAUGGAUCGUGGUUAUCGAGCAGGUUCGCGGCCCGAAUGAUUCGCCCAUCACGAUGACGGUUCGAUCACAGUUCGUCGUUCUGGCCAACGGUGUUCUGAACCAUCCCAAAGCGGCCAAGAAUCUCGAGGCAUUUGAGGGCGACAUGUUCCAUACUGCGCGGUGGAACUACGAAGUCACUGGUGGGAACGCGGAGGACCUCGAGAAUGUCCAGCUUACUGGCCUUGAGGGAAAACGUGUUGGCAUCAUUGGUACUGGCGCAACCGCCAUUCAGCUCGUUCCACAGCUCGCCAAGUGGGCGAAGGAGCUCUACGUCUUCCAAAGAACGCCGUCAUCUGUGGAAGAGAGAGGCCAGAGGCCUACUGAUCCAGAAGAGUGGAAGAAGAUUGCCGACGGCCCUGGCUGGCAGAGGCGUCGCCUUGACAACUUCAAUUCACUUGUUUCUGGCGGCGAGGUAGAAGAGAACUUGGUAGAUGAUGGCUGGACGAAGAUUCAGACUUACAAAGGCCUUGUCGGCGCACCACACGAGAAACCUCUUGGAUUGGAGGAUAUCCCCAGCCAUAUCGGCAGUCUUCUCGCCCUGGAUGCCCCGAGAUCAGAGAGGAUUCGACGUCGAGUUGAGGAAAUUGUGAAGAAUAAGUCAGUUGCUGAGGCUUUGAAGCCAUGGUACCCAUCAUGGUGCAAGCGACCGACCUUCCAUGACGACUACCUCCCGGCGUUCAACCUACCCAACGUACACCUUGUUGAUACAAACGGCAAGGGAGUUGACCACGCCACCAAGAAUUCACUAGUCGUCGACGGUACAGACUAUCCCCUCGAUGUCAUUGUGCUGAGCACGGGAUACAGGCCGCCUGCAGCAGACAUGGCCGAGCCAUCGGGCAGAUCCAACAUGACCAUCAAGGGCCGGAACGGCGAGCUCCUAUCGGAUAAGUGGUCGGGAAAAGGCCCGUCUACCUUCCACGGCGUUCUCACCAACGGUUUUCCAAACCUGUUCCUGACCGGCCCUUUGCAGAUCGGCGCCGCGGCAAACUUUGCUUAUGCCCAGGACGUCCUUUCUCAACAUUGCGCAUACAUGGUAGUCGAAGCUAUGAAGCGCGCGGGGAAAAGCACUAAUAAGAUGACUAUAGAGAGCAUAUUGGCGGGGGAAGAAGCAUAUGUCGGUUUCAUUAUGCAGCAUGCGGCUUGGUUCUCUAGUUUGUCUAUAUGCACACCAAGCUACAUGAACAAUGAGGGCGAAAAGGCACCACUGGAGGCACAAAUGAAGUUGGCCAGAGGAGCGCCGUUUCCACAUGGUAUCAAUUCCUAUGUAAAAUUCCUGGAGGACUGGCGGGCAGGUGGCUCGAUGAGCGGUAUUCAAGUCACAGCAUAG
Molecule: messenger RNA, 2115 nt
Organism: Colletotrichum lupini
Lineage: Eukaryota; Fungi; Ascomycota; Sordariomycetes; Glomerellales; Glomerellaceae
Product: cyclohexanone monooxygenase
Exons: 1
Coding region: 1-2115 (704 amino acids)
Source: RefSeq, a predicted model, not a curated record